Daucus carota subsp. sativus is the source of this 918-nucleotide messenger RNA. RefSeq lists its product as uncharacterized. Lineage: Eukaryota; Viridiplantae; Streptophyta; Magnoliopsida; Apiales; Apiaceae. Bases 150 to 746 code for a protein of 198 amino acids. The transcript is spliced from 5 exons. The record is from RefSeq and is a predicted model, not a curated record.
AAUAGUAGCAGAGGCAGCAUUGUGCAAGAGAAGGAGCAAUCUAUCUGUGUCUGUGGUCUCCUACUUUAUUUGGGCGCAGAACAUAAUAAAAUCAAACUCCUCAUCCAUCGCUAUUCUUAUACACAAAUCAUUAAUCAAUCGGAGAGGCGAUGGGGAAGAAUCAAGCGUACAAGGCUAUGCAGCGAUCAAGGCUGGGUUCCAGUUCUGCCGGCCCGGAUGAAGUCGAGGACGGCAUGGUGGAUGGUUCAUUUCAUUCACCAGAGUGGCAUGCCGCCCGUUUGGCAAGCCUAAAAACUUCUCACACUGUUACAUGGGAAGAUUACAAGAAGAAACAAAAGGAAGAAGAAAUUAGAAAGGGGGAGUUAGAAGCUGAUAAAGAUAAAAUGAUGAGAGAGUACAGGGCCCAGUUAGAUGCUGAAAGGGCCAGUAAGCUUGCACAUGGAAGAAAUCACUCGCACAGUAAAUCUAGUCACAAAAAGGACAAGGAAAAGGAUUCGAAGAAACGCAGUAGUAAAAAGAAAAAGCAUUCUAGAAAAUCUUCAGAAUCAGGAUCUUCAAGUUCGUCAUCAGAAUAUUCUAGUAGUGAUGAUGAUGGUGAUAGGAAAGAAUCAAGAAGAUCAAAAUCAAGAUCUAAGAGAAGGAAGAGAGAGAAACGGCACAGGUCAAGAUCCAAGCAUUCGUGCAGGGAUGAAGAAGCUGAUGGUCCUUUGCCUCUUUCAAGAUUCUUUGGGAACUCAAAAAAUUAAUGGUUGAUGCCAAGCUUCUAGAUAUUCAACCUAGCAUUUAGAUUGUUUCUGAUGUGCCAUGAUAUACUUGCUUUUGCUUUUACAAUUCAGCUUUGCUAGAUUGAUAAAUUCUGACAAUAUUACGUUACUAUGUAAGGGUAUUAAUUAUUUUUGGACUCCGUUCAGAUUAUCA